CUUGAGUGCUAUUGAUUGUUCAUUUACCUAACUAAUUUGUUUCAUAUUAGCUAUUUUAGCUUUCAUUGAUUCCAUACCUAUACUAAUCAAUAAGUCUAUGAAACUAAAUGGUUACAUAAAUAAUAUAUAAUGUAUCAGUCAAUAGAUUUUAAAGGGUAUGGUUUAUCGAAUGAAAGUGAAGAAAAUGUACCUGUUGGUUCCUUGAAUCAUCUAUCAACAAAAUAUGAGAGCUUGGAUUAUGAAGUCAUCGAAAAUGAGUUAUACCGCGAAGAAGAACAGAAAAAAGGUUAUAGAUAUGUUGUACAAAAAGAUUUUUCUAGAUGGAUGACAUUUUUUUGGAUUGGGGUAACAAUUGCCUUUAUUGGAAUAAUAAUUUUUAUUUCCAUUGAAAUUGGGACAAAUUUUAAGUUCACCAUGAUCAAAAAAUAUUUUGAUGAGUGUACACAAAAGGAUUGUAUGGUUAAACCUUAUUUGGUGGCCCUUGUGUUAAACUUAAUUCCAUCAUUAAUUGGGUCAUGUCUUAUAGUUUAUGUUGAACCUAUGGCUAAAGGUUCUGGUAUCCCGGCUGUGAAAUGUUUUUUAAAUGGAAUCAAAGUACCUAGAUUGAUUAGACUGAAGACAUUGGCUGUUAAAGUAAUAGGUGUUAUUACUGUUGCACUUGGUGGUUUGUGGGGUGGUAAAGAAGGACCUAUGAUUCAUGCAGGAUCUAUAGUAGCUGCAGGAAUUUCUCAAGGAAAGAGUACAACUUUCAAUAAAGAUUUAGGUGCAUUGAAUUUUUUUAGAGAAGAUCAUGAAAAAAGAGACUUUGUAUCUGGAGGUGCUGCGGCAGGAAUAGCUGCCGCUUUUGGUGCUCCCGUAGGUGGUUUGCUAUUCAGUUUAGAAGAAGGUGCUAGUUUCUGGAACCAAGCACUUACAUGGCGAAUAUUUUUUGGAUCUAUGAUUUCAAUGUUCACAUUACACUCUGUUUUAAGUGCUUAUCAUGGGCAUCCAGGUGACCUUACAUACAGAGGUUUGUUAAAUUUUGGAAAAUUUGAUGAUUUAUCAUAUCAUAUACUUGACAUUCCAAUAUUUGUACUUAUGGGUAUAUUUGGUGGCUUGACUGGAGCAUUGUUUUGUUAUUUAAAUCUUCAAUUAUUUAAAUUCAGGAAAAGAUAUGUUAAUAAAAACUGGAAAAAAGUUUUAGAAGUCUUAAUUGUUUGUACGACUACAGUGACAAUUAGUUUUUUACUCAUUCUGUUUACUAGUGAUUGUAAAAAAUUAGGACUUGAUCCAACAGAUCAUCCUAUUCAGUUUGGAUGCAAUGAUGGUGAAUUUAAUGCUAUGGCUGCUCUAUGGUUUCAGCUUUUAGAGGGAACAGUACGAUCAUUGUUUCAUGAUUCUCCUGAUGUUUUUAAUACAACUACAGUAGUUUAUUUUGGUAUAUUUGCUUAUUUCAUAACUUUGUGGACUUACGGAGUGCAUUUUAGCGGUGGUGUAUUAAUACCGGGAUUGUGUACUGGAGCAGCAUGGGGACGGCUUGUUGGACGAGCAGUAUUUCAUUUUUUCCCAAAUACAAAUAUAGGUAUAUAUUCGUUGAUUGGUGCUGCAUCACAAUUGGGUGGAAUUACAAGAAUGACUAUUAGUUUGACAAUUAUUCUAGUAGAAGCUACCGGAAGCAUAACAUUUGGUUUACCACUUAUGAUUUGUUUAAUGACAGCCAAGUGGGUUGGUGAUUUUUUUUCUGAAAGUAUUUAUGACACACAAAUUGAUUUAAGUGGUAUGCCAUUAUUAGCUUGGGACCCACCACCGUUAUCUUCUAACAUUUAUGCUGACAAUUUAAUGACACAUCCAGUUAUUACAUUUAAGACUAAAGAAUCAGUUGGAAACAUUGUAAAAACAUUAAAAAAAUAUUCUCAUAAUGGUUUUCCAGUAAUUGAAUACGUAAAAAAUUAUGAAUUAGAUGAAGGAAAGACUAAAUGUUAUCUGCGUGGUUUAAUAUUACGAUCACAACUAAUUGUACUUUUGGAAAACAAAGUAUUCGAUGGGCCACUAACUAAUUAUUGGGACUCUGUUACAAUGGAAACUUUUAGAGAAGACUAUCCUAGAUAUUCAAGUAUUGAAGAUAUUGAACUACUGCAAAAUGACCUAAAAUUAACAAUAGAUUUAUCGCGAUUCAUGAAUCCAUCACCAUAUAUUGUUCAACACACUAUGUCAUUGCCACGUAUUUUUAAAUUAUUCAGAGCUAUGGGACUUCGGCAUAUAGUUGUUGUGAACGAUUCAAAUGAAGUUGCUGGGAUUGUGACGCGUAAAGAUUUAGCUCGGUAUAAAGUAAUAAGACACAUGGGUAAAAUCAAUGUAAUAGAACAAAAGUGUUCAAGCAAAAUGGAAUAGGUAAAUAAUUAUCCCAAAGAAAUUAUCAAUAAAUUAUGUAUUGGUUUGUAAAAAACUUUACACCUUAAAACAUUGGUAUAUUUGUUAAUUUAUAAAUGGUAUUUUUAAAUUGAUUUAUAUUUAUCUAAUGUAUCUAAUGUAUUUAUAUUAUCACAUUGAAUUAAUUCAAAUCCUUAUAAAUAUAUUAAGAAAUAAAAUUGAUUAAUGUGAAUGUUGAAUCCAAGCAGUGGCGUGCGAUGAUAAUUUAUAUUGGGUAAGCGCUAAAAUAAAAGUUAAAACCUAAAAAAGGUAUAUUAUUGAUAAGAAUUACAAUAUAAAAUUUAUUUAUAAAUAAAAUACAUUUGUUUUUUUUUUGUUUCAAAAAUUCAUUUAUAAUAUAAUCAUAACAUUUUGGAUUAUUUUUCUUUGUGCAGUUCAGCUUCGAUUAAAUUUAAUGAUGUUCUUGGGUAGAUCUUUGAAACAAUUUUAUUGGUUUUAACAAAAAAAUUGAAGUCGUUGAAGUGUUGUACUAGGAAUAGGUAGUUAAAAUUAGUUGACCGAGUUAAAAGUUAAUACUUCUUAGAAAGCCGAUAAUAAAUUGUUCAUCUUAUUUAUUUUGACUAAAUCAUAAUGAUUAGCAUUUUAAAAUUCUUUAGGUAUGUAUAAUACAAUCAAUUCGUUUUUAAUCUAAUAAAAUCAAGUAUUUAUUUUAUUUGAAAUUCGUCUCAAAGUUUUUUAGUGCAAAAUUUUGAAAAUCUAUCAUGUAGUUUAAAUAUCUAUUUGGGUUAAAUGUUAAAAAUUUUAAAUAAUAAAAAUUUGAAUUUAUUUAAAAAAUCAAAUAGUGCUUGAAAAUUUGUUAAUAAGUUAUAACUUAUUAUCCAAUUACUGGAUAUAUCCAAUAAUUAAAAUAUUUCAUUAAUAAGUAUUUUGUAAAAUGUUUUCUGGUUUUUUACGUUGUUACUCAAAAUUGCUUUUUAUUUAAUAAAAAUGUUUACCAUAAUGUUUUAAAUAGAUUUAACCUAGGCAUUAUUUUGCAAUUGACAUUUAGUUUCUUUUUCAAAAUAAUAUGGUCAUUUGUCAAUGUACCUGUAUAAUAAAAUUAAAAUAAUUCUGUAGGCAACGGAAAAAUAUUGGAAUUAUGUUUUUAAAAAUAUCGGUAAGCGUUCGGCACAGCGCUUUCAACUGCCAAUUGCCAUAUAUAAACGUGGAUAUCCCUUUCUAUAGUUCUACUGCAACUGGUCAUUCUUAUAAUAAUAUUGGAACGAGUCGGCUGAGUCGGGUAAUCUAAAAUUUGAGAGCUUCUGUAAAGAAAUUGCUUAUACGAAAAAAUGCAUUUAAUUUCUUUUGGAGAAACUUGAUACAUUUUUUUAAAUUGAAAGCUCAAAUAAGAAUUAAUAUAAGUAACUGUAAUUUUAAUGUAUGUUUUGCAUUGUUAUUUAACAUUAUAUUAAACUUUUUAUUUAUCCUUUUUUGGAUAGGCAUGCGCUGUUUACCUAGCUUGCCCUGACCACACGCCACUGAACCUAAAAAUAACAAUAUUAGAGACAACUCUUCUUCAAAACUUGAUUUUUAAUUAAAAUAUUAUUUUUGUGAGUUACCUAUUACUUAUCACUACGAAAUUACUCAUAUCUAAAGAUGUUUGAUAACAAUUUUCAAAAUAUAAUUUACAUAAAUAUUAUGUAGGUAGUAGGUACUUGUGCUAACUUAUAAUAUUGUAGAAAUAAAACUUGAUGAUAUUGUAUCAAUAUAAUAGGUGCCUAUAUUGUGUAUUUAUGUGGAUAAAUGUUAAAACUUGAACUUGAAAUAGCAUAAUUUAUACUUGAUUUUUUUUUUUACCUGCAUGUUUAGAAUGUAUUAUUUAUUUUUAUUCAUCAUAAAUUACUAAAAUUUGUGUAGAGAUUUUUUGUUUAUUUAUUAAUUUAAUUAAUUAAAUGAAGCUUAUUGUUAUUCAUUUUUAUAUGAGAAUAUGAAAUUAAACCAUUUUACCAGUUCA
Messenger RNA from Rhopalosiphum padi (bird cherry-oat aphid), 4342 nucleotides. RefSeq names its product H(+)/Cl(-) exchange transporter 7-like. The coding region runs from base 130 to 2370 and encodes 746 amino acids. Lineage: Eukaryota; Metazoa; Arthropoda; Insecta; Hemiptera; Aphididae. Gene Ontology annotation, molecular function: voltage-gated chloride channel activity. The transcript has 16 exons. The record is from RefSeq and is a predicted model, not a curated record. Gene Ontology annotation, biological process: transmembrane transport; chloride transport. Gene Ontology annotation, cellular component: intracellular membrane-bounded organelle; lysosomal membrane.